CCGCCGCCGCCACCACCACCGGACGCUGCGACGUUCAUCGCUGCGUCCCCUAUCAGUCGUUCGUCGAUACGCACUUGUCGAUAUCCCGGUGACGCUCCGAGUUCCGUCCUACGUCAGGAAUCUCACAAAAAUCGCGAACACGCAGUAGCGGGAGUGGUGCGCGUAUGUAAACUUGAGUAAUCAUAGAUACGCGUGCGGCAGGUGAUGCAUAUGUACACACUGACCGUCGACGUGAUGUCGUGAUCGCGCUGAACUAAAGAAUACUGAGAUUAGAGAUACGUCAGAAACGGCGCGAUAGUCGCCCGGAGUUUAAAGCCACGUUUUCACAGGAAGGCAAGCCGCCGGCGAUAACGAGAGGUCCGUGGUGGUGUGGUGGUUCUCGAACGCAGCCCUGCUGAACGCGUCCAUUUAUUUCUUCUGCAGGUUCUGCCAGCCAUGGUGUAAAUAUACACCAUGCGUCUUGCCCAUCUACAAGAAUUCUGUCAGUGACAGUUAGACAGCAAAAUAAGUAAAAAUGGCGGUCACCAUGGACUCUGUGAGAGAAAAAGCGCUUCAAGAUUAUCGAAAAAAGCUUUUAGAACAUAAGGAAGUUGAGUCACGUCUCAAGGAAAUGAGAGAACACCUCAAGGAUCUGACAAAGCAAUAUGACAAGUCUGAGAAUGAUUUAAAGGCAUUGCAAAGUGUUGGACAGAUUGUUGGUGAAGUGCUAAAACAACUUACCGAAGAAAAGUUUAUAGUGAAAGCAACGAACGGUCCACGUUAUGUUGUUGGAUGUCGGCGUCAAUUGGAUAAAAAUAAAUUAAAAUCUGGAACUAGAGUUGCUUUAGAUAUGACAACUCUCACCAUCAUGCGCUAUUUGCCACGUGAGGUAAAAGAGAUCGCUAAUUAAUCCUUUAAGAGA
Temnothorax curvispinosus is the source of this 901-nucleotide messenger RNA. Its product is annotated as 26S proteasome regulatory subunit 10B-like. Gene Ontology annotation, cellular component: proteasome regulatory particle, base subcomplex; cytosolic proteasome complex. The coding region runs from base 515 to 889 and encodes 124 amino acids. Lineage: Eukaryota; Metazoa; Arthropoda; Insecta; Hymenoptera; Formicidae. The record is from RefSeq and is a predicted model, not a curated record. The transcript has 4 exons. Gene Ontology annotation, molecular function: proteasome-activating activity. Gene Ontology annotation, biological process: positive regulation of RNA polymerase II transcription preinitiation complex assembly.